AUGACGACGGCGACACUGCAGAACGGCGCUGUGUCCAACGGCGGGGGCAGUGGUGCUGCCGCCGCAGACACUAACGCGGUGGCCAAUGGAAAUCUGGGUGGCUCAAACCCUAGCUCCGGCAAGAAGCUGAGGGAGAGCGACCGUCGCCGACGGAGGCGCAAGCAGAAGAAGAACAAGGCCCGUGAUGCAUCCGCAGCCGCCAAUGUCGACGAUAGCGAUGGCGACGAGACGAAAGAGAACGACGAUCCUCAGAAGGGUUUUGAGCAAGUCGUAGUGGAAUAUGUUCCAGAGAAGGCAGAGUUGGAAGAUGGUGUGGAUGAUGAAUUCAGAAAGAUCUUUGAGAAAUUUAGUUUUGUGGAAGGCACUGCUGCUGAGGAUACUGACAAGAAAGAUGAAGCGGCACAAGCUGUUGAGCCUAAGAAGAAGGCCGACUCAGAUUCUGAUUCUGAAGAUGGAGAGCAAGAUAACCAGCAGAAGGAUAAGGGAGGCUUGUCAAACAAGAGGAAAAAGCUUUUACGAAGAAUGAAAAUUGCGGAACUGAAACAGAUUUGCUCAAGACCUGAUGUGGUUGAGGUUUGGGAUGCUACUGCAUCAGAUCCGAAGUUGCUUGUAUUCUUGAAGGCGUACAGAAACACUGUUCCUGUACCAAGGCAUUGGUGUCAGAAACGGAAGUAUCUUCAGGGUAAGCGUGGUAUUGAGAAGCAGCCUUUCCAGCUCCCCGAUUUCAUUGCCGCAACAGGAAUUGAAAAAAUUCGUCAGGCAUAUAUUGAGAAAGAGGAUGGUAAGAAGUUGAAGCAGAAGCAACGAGAGCGAAUGCAGCCUAAGAUGGGGAAGAUGGAUAUUGAUUAUCAGGUUCUCCAUGAUGCCUUUUUCAAGUUCCAAACGAAACCAAAAUUAACAAGUCAUGGCGACUUGUACCACGAAGGGAAGGAGUUCGAGGUGAAACUUAGAGAGAUGAAGCCAGGCUCUCUUUCGCAAGAACUAAAAGAAGCUCUUGGUAUGCCUGAAGGUGCCCCUCCACCAUGGCUUAUUAAUAUGCAGAGAUAUGGCCCUCCACCAUCAUACCCUCAUUUGAAGAUCCCUGGACUGAAUGCACCAAUUCCUCCAGGAGCUAGCUUUGGUUAUCAUCCCGGUGGCUGGGGCAAGCCUCCAGUUGACGAAUAUGGGCGGCCUUUGUAUGGAGAUGUUUUUGGGGUUCAGCAACAAGAACAACCUAACUAUGAGGAGGAGCCGGUCGAUAAGAGUAAGCAUUGGGGUGAUUUGGAGGAAGAGGAAGAGGAGGAAGAGGAAGAGGAGGAGGAAGAGGAAGAGAUGGAAGAAGAGGAACUUGAGGAUGGCAUUGAAUCUGUUGACAGCCUUUCAAGUACACCAACUGGUGUUGAGACGCCUGAUGUUAUUGACCUUCGUAAACAGCAGAGAAAGGAACCUGAUAGGCCGCUCUACCAAGUUCUUGAACAAAAGGAAGAGAGUAUUGCUGCUGGAACUUUACUUGGAACAACUCAUACGUAUGCAAUUCCCAGUGGUACUGCCCAAGAUAAGAAUGCUGCUAAAAAGGUGGAUCUGCUUAGGGGCCACAAAGCUGAUAUGGUGCAAGUCAGUUUGCAACCUGAAGAGCUGGAAGUCAUGGAUAAUGUUCUAUCUGCCAAGUACGAGGAAGCAAGGGAAGAGGAGAAAUUGCGAAGUCAGAAAGAGGAUUUCAGUGACAUGGUUGCAGAGAAUGAGAAGAAAAGGAAGCGCAAGAUGCAGGACAAGGAAGGAAAAUCGAAGAAGAAAGACUUCAAGUUCUGA
Messenger RNA from Linum trigynum, 1788 nucleotides. The record is from the annotation of a GenBank genome assembly. NCBI's taxonomy places the organism in Eukaryota, Viridiplantae, Streptophyta, Magnoliopsida, Malpighiales, Linaceae.